AAAAUUCUUGAUUUCGUUAAAGUUAUAGUCAUUCAUUCGAUUUUUCAUCCUUACCUGUUUUUAUUGUGCAAGACAAUUUUAUUAUAAUUUUGUACAUCUUAGACUAGGUAGUUUAUUCAGUAAAUUCCUUUCUAUCUUCUCUAUUGUGAAAAAUUGUUCUACAAAGACCAGCAUCACCAAACUUAACCAAAUAUCUAUGAACAUAACAAUACUUUGAAAAAUAAGUAGAAACUGUAACCAAGGACCAGCAGCUUGUUUCAAGAAAUUCCAAAUAUUAUAUUUCGUAAAAUACAAAAUGCCGGCAAGCAACAUCGAUUUGUACCACAUGCAAGAUGCUAGAAAUAAUUUUGAUGCCACGCGGCCUGCUCCGAUUUGUCCUGAUGCCAAUCAAUAUAUGGGCCAAUGUCAGAAUGUUCACAUAUCAACAAACUGUUAUUACGGAUACCAUGGGACGAAAAGUAUGGAAUGUCAAGUAAUAAGCGACUGCGAAAUGACGGAAGCACCACAUAUUAAUAACUUAGCGUCACAGCCGCCUAACGCCAGGAAGCGGAGUGCUGAUGAUGGUGAAUAUCCACGAAACAAACGCCCUCGCCAAGAGGGUAUGGUGCCACCGACUUCAAACUGCAAUCCAUGUUUACUACGCCCAACUCACAACAACCCAGAUAUAUCUCGUUGUCUCAUGGUCCAUAUGAUCUAAUCUCUGCUAAACUAAACAAUGGUCUUACAUAAAUCUAAUUAAGGAAUGUCCAUUUUAUCUGCAGAAGUACAAAGAGAGAAACAGAGACCUGAGAAAGACACGAAAAAUGAUAAGAAAACAGAUACAGAAGACCUAUUGGAGACACUAUAUUGGAAUAUUCACGGGGGAAAUAUUUAUCAUUUAUGGCAGUGCCUAUGACGUGUUAUGUAGAAGUUUGAAGUGUGAUUAUCGCAGAUAAACAAGUAAUAGGGACAUUAAAUUGAAAAGACUUAAUCAUUUUAUUUUUGUGAAUAAGUUUUUCUUUUAUAAUUGAAAGGUUUCCAAAUAAAAUUUUAUAUAGGAGAA
Molecule: messenger RNA, 1042 nt
Organism: Galleria mellonella (greater wax moth)
Lineage: Eukaryota; Metazoa; Arthropoda; Insecta; Lepidoptera; Pyralidae
Exons: 2
Coding region: 296-697 (133 amino acids)
Source: RefSeq, a predicted model, not a curated record